GUAACAGACACAAAGGUAGCAGCAACACAACACCGCCUCACCUUUCCUAACCUGCACCGUGGUGUCGGAGCCACAGAAGGAAUCAGCUGGGAUGCAUUUGGAAUUUUGCUUCUUGCUUCUUCUUUCGGCUUCAUCCCAGACUGGAGGUCAAAGUGUGGCUUUGCCUCCCGCCGCCACCCCCUCUGCCUGGCUGCCUCCCGCUGGCACCUCGGGGGUUUCUGACCUGAUGAAAGGUCAUGUGGAUGACGUCCAACAUCAAAGACACGAUCGAGGAGAUGAUACCACAACCGUAGCAUACACUGAAAAGACUCUUUUGAGGACGAUUGUUCCUGUGAUAACAAGAUCUACAGAAAUUACGUCUCAACAUGCAGCAGGCUCUCUUUUCACAACAGCACAGCCUGAAACACAAGCAGCUGCUCCACACGGCAUUUCUCCCACAAACACAGCAGAGGGCAGAGCGGCCGUGACCAAACAUCCUGUCAGUACCUUUUCAUCCAAGAAUGCAAACACCUCCACCCAGCCUCAGUCAGUGACGUCAUGGAGAAGAACAACCACAGCAGGACCCCUGACCUCCCGUGCAGGCCGAGACCCCGCUGGGCCACAGCACCUGGAGGUCCCACCUGAACUUAAUGUAGGUGAUGAAGAGUUCAAAAGAUUUCAGUGGAGUUCCCACGCUUCUCUGGACCCCCUCCUUGCUGGUCUGCUCUCAGUCUUCAUCGUCACCACUGCAGUCGUCUUCAUCGUCCUCUUUCUGCGCUUCCGCCAGCGGACGAACCACCCGGAGUUCCAUCGCCUCCAGGAUCUUCCCAUGGAUGAUUUGAUGGAAGACACCCCCCUCUCCAGAUACGCUUACUGAGGUGCGGCCGUUCUCACUUCUCGGCAGGCAAUAACAAAUCCCAAAAGGUGGAAUGGUGUGGAUCUGUGCAGAGUCUUCGUCAAAUGAGUUCCUGAAAGUCAGUGAUGGAAGUGUGAACAGAGCCGGUUACAGACUGUAGGGGCGUUAUUAUUUCUUUUUCUUCACAUUCUAUUUACAUUUCCAUUGCAUUAUUAAAAAAAAAAAAAAAGGCACACAGCACUUUAAUGUGACGUUAAUUGUCGUCAUAUAGCCACCCAGGGCCGUUGCUAGGAAUUCUGGGCCCCCUGAAAGAGUACUGGUGUGGGUGUCAAACUGGUUUUCAUUGGGGGCCCACAUCGCAGUUAUGGCUGCCCUCAGAGUUGUAACAGUGAAUAAUAUAUACAGAACAUUUUUAAAUUGCUUCAUUACACAAUUAUUUAUUGUUAUAUAUUUUUACGUACACUGUAAGAAAAAUAUGUAGAUUUUAGAGUAAAAUUUAGCUGCCGAAAUUUUACCAUAAAAUGUACAAUGUUUUUUUUACAAUGUACACUGUAAAUGUAAAUGGGAAAACAGUACCACUGUUUUACUCUAAAACCUACAGUCGUUGUUUUUACGGCGUAUUACUGUAAAUGAAAAAAAAAACCAUAUCACACAUUUUUUGGUUAUGUGUUUUUACGGUAAAAUUCUACCAGUUUUUUUUACCGAAAAAUAAGUUUUACAUCGUACAAUUUGAUGGAUAAGUUGCUCCAAAAUCAUGAGUCAAGCAGAUAUUUAAGUACUUAUUUUGAUGUCUGGAAUGUGUGAUAAUAUAAUGUGUGUUGCAAUAUUAGAUUAGGUUUAAAAAAAUUAAAUUGCAAACAGUACAUGUAUUUUUUUCUGUCAAAGUAAAAAGUUGACUACAUUUAGAAACAAAUAGACGCAUGGUAUUUCCAGGCCCUUGCGGGCCACAUAAAAUGAGGUAUGGCCCCCGGGCCUUGAGUUUGACACGUGUGCUCUACCCCAUUCACUGGCCCCUUCAAUGUUCUUGUUUUUUUAGUGUUCUUGACGGUGCCUGGUGUAAUACACCCAAUACGUUUUCUUUUUAUGAUUAACCACUUAACAAGUCAGAGUAUCAUUAUGCAAAUUAUGUAUUUUUGGUUACCUUUUUUGUACUUAGGCUAUUAAAAUUCCCACUAAUAACACAUUUUACAAAACCACUUUGAACACAUCAUGAUGACAUAAUUGUUAAUUAUGAACAUCUGACAUAUACAUAUAUUAUCGUUCGUUAUUUUAGAUCAGGGGUCCCCAAACUUUUUGACUCCGGGGCCGCAUUGGGGUAAAACAAUUUGGCUGGGGGCCGCGCUAUAUAUAUAUAUAUUAUAUGUAAAUGUGUGUGUGUGUGUAUAUAUG
Nerophis lumbriciformis (worm pipefish) is the source of this 2224-nucleotide messenger RNA. RefSeq lists its product as uncharacterized. NCBI's taxonomy places the organism in Eukaryota, Metazoa, Chordata, Actinopteri, Syngnathiformes, Syngnathidae. The record is from RefSeq and is a predicted model, not a curated record.